Molecule: messenger RNA, 1033 nt
Organism: Ceraceosorus bombacis
Lineage: Eukaryota; Fungi; Basidiomycota; Exobasidiomycetes; Ceraceosorales; Ceraceosoraceae
Source: the annotation of a GenBank genome assembly
AUGGAUCCAGGAUACCCUGAUGCUAGCGCUGCGCUCAAAGCUGUUGCCCAAAAUCACAACAAUGUCCAGGAUCUUGACGCCAAGGCCAACAAUGCUGCUUCCCUGCGCGAGGAGGCAAACAUCAAUGAUGGCAAGAUCAGGACCUCAGUCACAAAGGCUGCGUUGCGCCAGGUGCAGAUUGCGCGCAUGGAGCACUUUGAGCGGCUUUGGAGUGCAGCAGAUAGGGAGUGCACAUUGAUCAGCUUCAUGCUAGACUAUGGAUUCUGUCCGCUGGGCACUUUUGGUCCCAAACAUACUCCAACAGGCAUCUUCAAGAGCCAGCACUCGACAUGGGGCAGAGCAUCCCAGGGGCCUUUGUGCCACCUCAUGACGUAUCACAAGAACAUUCUGGUUGCCAUUUGCACAGGCCAGGCAGGGAACCCUGGGGUGUUCCAAAGCCCCUUGCUUCCUGGCUGGCAGCAACAUCUAAAAUUUCCAGAGGCACAGUAAGAUUGAAGAGCAAUUCUUCUUUCCCACCACCUCCUCGAGCAGCUGAAUGGACCCAGCCAUGGAACCAAUCACAGAUUGGGCCUUCAGCGCGCUUGGAUUGAUCUUCAAGGCCAACAGUGUCCAAAAGGUCGAGUGGAACGCUUUGGUUCUGGAGCAAAUGUCCAAGUCUUUCAGCUUGGUUUAUGACCUUCUGAAGGCUGGACAAAUGAACUUGGCCAAGUGUCAAGACCUCACUUGGGCCAGUGAGCACACUUACAACAAGCGUGCCAGGAAAGCAAAGAGCUUUACCUAUGGACAAAUGGAUGUCUUGCCCACCUUGCAUGACAUCGGGUUUCUGGAGGCAGAGCGCCAGCCCAAUACCGCGCAGCGCCAAUGCGCUCAAAUGCCCAUGUCCAUGGUCACGCAUUUGGCAGAUUCAAGCGGAAGGUGGGUGGUUUGCGCCGUGGAUGAGAUUCUGAAAGAUGAGGAGGUUAAAGAUGAGGAGAAAGAUGAGCUCCCAAGCAAAAGCGUUGGAUACAACAACAAGCCUAUGGUGGGGUUAUGA